AUGGCGGCGCGGACGCAGGCGUGGCAGUUCGCGGCCGCCUUGGUCUUCUUCCACGGCUCCGAGUACGUCCUCGCCGCCGCCUUCCACGGCCACAGCAACGUCACCGCCACCUCACUUCUUAUCAGCAAGCAGUAUGUUUUGGCAAUGAGUUUUGCGAUGGUGGAACACCUGACAGAAAGCCUUUUCUUCCCAGAAAUAAAAGGGUAUCUGUUUGUCAGUAAUAUUGGCCUUCUGAUGGUGCUUGUUGGUGAAAUUAUUCGUAAAAUUGCUGUUGUAACAGCUGGACGUGCCUUUACACAUGUUAUACGGAUUCAGUAUGAAGACCAGCAUCAGUUGAUUUAUGCGGCAUCCUGGGUAUUCAGGCUUUCUUCUAUGGGCAGUUGGAACGCAGUUUUUAUUGUGAUCCCUUCACUCAAGAGCAGAUAUGAAGAAUUUUUCUUGAGGCAAUUUUUUGGCUCUCAAUAUGAAGAAUAUGCACGGAAAGUGCACUCGGGGUUACCAUUUAUAAACUGA
This is a messenger RNA of Triticum turgidum subsp. durum (durum wheat), 513 nucleotides long. The record is from the annotation of a GenBank genome assembly. NCBI's taxonomy places the organism in Eukaryota, Viridiplantae, Streptophyta, Magnoliopsida, Poales, Poaceae.